GGCGCGGACUCGCCUUAAAACGCAGGGAUCGUUUGGAGAAGCAACAUUGCCAGCUUCGCUUAAACGGCUUGCGCUUAUACACCGACCCGUUUUUUUUUCCCCCCCCAUACGAGUAUAUUAACAAGAUAUACGUACUACAGUUUUGCGUUUGGAUAUUCAGGAGUAACUCGUCGAUUUUUCUCUUCUAUUCAACAUGCGCGAGUGCAUAUCGGUACACGUGGGCCAGGCCGGCGUGCAGAUCGGCAACGCCUGCUGGGAGCUCUACUGCCUGGAGCACGGGAUCCAGCCGGACGGUAUGAUGCCCAGUGACAAGUUGAUCGGCGGCGGCGACGACAGCUUCAACACCUUCUUCAGCGAGACCGGUUCCGGCAAGCACGUGCCCCGUGCCGUUUUCGUCGAUCUCGAGCCGACCGUCGUUGACGAGGUACGUACGGGCACAUACCGGCAGCUCUUCCACCCGGAGCAGCUGAUCACCGGCAAGGAGGACGCGGCCAACAACUACGCCCGCGGUCACUACACGAUCGGCAAAGAGAUCGUCGACCUCGUGCUCGAUCGCAUCCGCAAACUGGCCGACCAAUGCACCGGUCUCCAAGGAUUUUUGAUCUUCCACUCGUUCGGAGGUGGCACCGGCUCCGGCUUCACCUCCCUCCUCAUGGAGCGCCUGUCCGUCGAUUACGGGAAAAAAUCGAAACUCGAGUUCGCCAUCUACCCUGCCCCCCAGGUGUCCACGGCCGUGGUCGAGCCGUACAACUCGAUCCUCACCACCCACACGACCCUCGAGCACUCGGACUGCGCUUUCAUGGUGGACAACGAGGCCAUCUACGACAUAUGCCGGCGCAACCUCGACAUCGAGCGGCCCACCUACACGAACCUCAACCGGCUGAUCGGCCAAAUUGUCUCGUCGAUCACCGCCUCCCUCCGCUUCGACGGUGCCCUCAACGUCGACCUCACCGAGUUCCAGACCAACCUCGUACCCUACCCCCGUAUCCACUUUCCCCUGGUCACCUACGCCCCGGUCAUCUCCGCGGAGAAGGCCUACCACGAGCAACUGUCCGUCGCCGAGAUAACCAACGCGUGCUUCGAGCCGGCCAACCAGAUGGUCAAGUGCGACCCGAGACACGGCAAGUACAUGGCCUGUUGCAUGCUGUACCGGGGCGACGUGGUGCCCAAGGACGUCAACGCGGCCAUCGCGACCAUCAAGACCAAGCGGACCAUACAGUUUGUGGAUUGGUGCCCGACCGGGUUCAAGGUCGGGAUCAACUACCAGCCGCCCACGGUGGUGCCGGGCGGUGAUCUGGCCAAGGUGCAGCGGGCCGUUUGCAUGCUGUCCAACACGACGGCGAUAGCGGAGGCGUGGGCGCGCCUGGACCACAAGUUCGACCUGAUGUACGCGAAGCGGGCCUUUGUCCACUGGUACGUGGGCGAGGGUAUGGAGGAGGGCGAGUUCUCGGAGGCGCGGGAGGAUUUGGCCGCCCUCGAGAAGGACUACGAGGAAGUUGGCAUGGAUUCGAUCGAGGGGGAGGGCGAGGGGGCCGAGGAGUAUUGAUUUUUCGAGAUUGAUUUUUUUUUUUUUUUUCUUUCUUUUUUUACUUUAUUUUGCGUCUUGCACGCGCACACGCACGAUAAUCUCUAACUAUAGACUUAGGCUUUUAUUUAUAUGUAUCAUUUGUACACGAAACAAUAAAUUUUGUUCAUUUUUACCAGGA
Messenger RNA from Copidosoma floridanum, 1706 nucleotides. Its product is annotated as tubulin alpha-1 chain-like. The record is from RefSeq and is a predicted model, not a curated record. Gene Ontology annotation, cellular component: microtubule. Gene Ontology annotation, molecular function: structural constituent of cytoskeleton; GTP binding. Lineage: Eukaryota; Metazoa; Arthropoda; Insecta; Hymenoptera; Encyrtidae. Gene Ontology annotation, biological process: microtubule-based process.